This is a messenger RNA of Bipolaris maydis ATCC 48331, 1092 nucleotides long. RefSeq lists its product as uncharacterized. The record is from RefSeq and is a predicted model, not a curated record. Lineage: Eukaryota; Fungi; Ascomycota; Dothideomycetes; Pleosporales; Pleosporaceae.
AUGGAAGAGGAAGAUAUGGUGUCCGGGGAUGGAUGGAUUUCAGAUGACAGCAGUUUCUAUGGCACCGAGGAAGAGCAACAGCAUCAAAACCAGCACUACGAAAAGCAUGGUAUAAAAUCGUUUUGGCGUGCUCAUUCCAAUGAUAUUAACGUCAUUAUGAUGGAUGCGAGGGCUCAGCUGCUUGCAAAGCCUACUUCUGAUGACAGCGCGGCGCCGUCCAAGAGAGGGAAGAGGGGAACAUCACCGGUUACACAAGAUCAGACAUGCAAAACACCUAGUUGCUAUCACAAAGACUUGGCGCAGGAGCAGCUUUUAACGUCUAACAAUCGUAAGCAAGAGUCACCAUCAGAAAAAUCGUCCGAGCUCGAGUUGUUCAAUCGACUACAAGGACAACGCGAUGCGUGGCAACUAGGCGAGUCUGUCGAUGACUUUAUACGCCGCCUUCCACCACUGACCACCUCCAUGUCCACAUGUCCCUGGAUCUGGGCUGAAAAUCCUUUUCGCAAUCCUCAUGAAAAGCCGCCAUGUCCGCAUGCCGCUGACUUUACAAAUCGCGGCAUGCGACUGCUCCAAGAGUCUUUAGAGAUUCGCCGUAAGAUUCAUGAAUUAGGUGCCACACAGCCAAAAGGAAGCGUGACCAAACAGCUCACUCAAGAAAGCAAGUACUUGCAAGAGCGAAUUGCUAGCCUCGCGAGUGACACUCACGUUCUCUCUGGGAAAUGGAUGUUGUUCCCUAAAUCUGUUGAUGUUACUCGAGUUUGGAAACAGAUCGUAGCAGGUGUCAUCGAAAACCGACUUGGCUCUGGCUGCAAAGUGGCAACGGAUAGUGGAAAAGAGGAACGACUGAUCUGCGUCUACAGCAAAGAUUUUCGAGAUACUCAAGAUGUUGUGCGAGUACUCCGGGAGUUGGAAACCAUGGGCUUGCUCUCUGCAGCUCGACCUAUCUACUACAAGCCUGAUGCCUAUACUUACCUGGAUCUCAGACGCGAAAAUGCGGCCGAGUACGGACUACAAGCGAGUCUUUACAAUUCCCGCUCAAUGCUGGCCAACAGCAAAGAAACCGAGUCAGCUUCCCUAACCCAGAAGGAGUAG